AUUUUCCUCCGCACCACAAACACUUUGUGAAGAUGGAGAGCCAGAGCAAAAACAAGGUCGGCAACGGCUUCGAUGGAACUACAGGGACACAUAACAAACAGGUGGUGGGCAUGCCCAGAACAUUGAGUAACUGUGAUUUGAUACUGAGGGCCGUGGCUUUGUUGCUGACGGUUGCGUCGGCAAUUGUUCUCGGUGUUGAUAAACAGACUAAGGUCGUUCCGAUUCAGAUUAUUCCAACUUUGCCUGCCAUCAAUGUUGCUGCCCAAGCUAAGUGGCAUUAUUUGUCGGCCUUUGUGUACUCGAUGGUGUCAAACAUAAUAGCAAGCUCAUAUGCUGCAAUCUCAACAACACUGAUGAUGUUGGGAAGUAGAAACGGUAAGGCCACAGUAUGGUUGGCUCAAAUCAUCGCAGUAUUCGACAUAUUAAUGGUCGGAAUGCUGUUUUCGGCCAACGGCGCCGCCUUGGCUAUCGGUCUGAUGGGCUACAAGGGCAACUCUCACGUCCGAUGGAACAAAGUGUGUAAUGUGUUCGACAAAUUCUGUGACCAAGUCGCUGUCUCCAUUGUUCUUUCUUUGUUGGCUUCCUUGGCUUUUACUGCGUUGAUAGCUCUUACUGUUCUCACUUUCCACAAGAGAUUUGCAUGUUAAUUAUUAACUUCAUUUUAAUUGUUGCUUUUACCAUGUAACCAAAAA
Messenger RNA from Hibiscus syriacus, 692 nucleotides. RefSeq names its product CASP-like protein 1E1. The transcript is spliced from 2 exons. The coding region runs from base 33 to 647 and encodes 204 amino acids. NCBI's taxonomy places the organism in Eukaryota, Viridiplantae, Streptophyta, Magnoliopsida, Malvales, Malvaceae. The record is from RefSeq and is a predicted model, not a curated record.